AUGUGUGAUUCAUCAGAUUGUAAUAAUCAAGGCACAUGUAUCGGUAAUAAACAAACAUAUUUUUGUGUUUGUCGCCUUGGUUACACGGGAACCAAAUGUGAAACCACUUUAUGUGAUUCUGAUCGCGACUGCAACCAAAAAGGAAUAUGUUCAGGAACUUCUGCAGAUUUCAAAUGUUUAUGCAAUAUUGGUUUCACAGGAGAUAAAUGUGAAAUUCCUUUACAUGUGAAAAGUUAA
Molecule: messenger RNA, 237 nt
Organism: Dracunculus medinensis (Guinea worm)
Lineage: Eukaryota; Metazoa; Nematoda; Chromadorea; Rhabditida; Dracunculidae
Source: the annotation of a GenBank genome assembly